Messenger RNA from Fukomys damarensis (Damara mole-rat), 1467 nucleotides. RefSeq lists its product as uncharacterized. Gene Ontology annotation, molecular function: calcium ion binding. The record is from RefSeq and is a predicted model, not a curated record. Gene Ontology annotation, cellular component: cytoplasm; sperm fibrous sheath. Lineage: Eukaryota; Metazoa; Chordata; Mammalia; Rodentia; Bathyergidae. Gene Ontology annotation, biological process: sperm capacitation.
AUGGCGCUCACACCUAGGCUCGUGGUUCAGUUACUCUGCACUAAAUAUCUGUUGACCACAAAAGCACCUGAACUGCAGUUGCAAGCAGCACAUGAUGCCAAGUGUGUGCCCUUGGACUCGUGUGCAAAGCACACCGUCGGCUCCCACCUGGAAGGCGAGUGUGCAGGGGGCUCCCCACAAAAGGAGGCUCUGAGCCCCUCCGGCCAGUGUGCUGAGCUCGGGACACCAUGCAGGAAAGGGCCCAAGAAUCCUAAAGAUGGGUCCCUGUGGGUCCCUGAUCUCGUUACUGGCCAGCUGGAAAGAAGUAGAGAUUACAGACAUCCUGCCAAAAUUAUUUCUUCAGAAUCCAGACUGGUCCAACCCUAUGGCCUCAAGACUCUGCUUGAGGGAGUUAGCAGAGCUAUUCUCAAAACCAAUCCAUCAAACAUCACCCAGUUUGCAGCAGUUUAUUUUAAAGAGCUUACAGUGUUUAGAGAAGGGAAUACUUCUCUGGAUAUAAAAGAUCCGGUUAAACAAUCCCAUCAGGUGAAAGUAGAGAAAUGGUCAGAAGGAGCGACAAUGGAGAAGAAAGUGGAAAGCAUAAAAGAAUCCGAAGGGACGUCUGUGGUCUUCCAAGAACUUACACAGAUGGAAAAAUGCACAGAAACAGAGGAGAACAGUGUUGCUGGACUGCAAUUCAUUAACAAAACCACCCAGUUUCCGUUAGACUGUGCCAAGUACCUGCAGCCUGAAGAGACACCUGAAGCAGUUCCUGGUCCUCCUUCCAAACCAGCCACCCCCAAGGCUACCACCCCACCCCAAUUGCCAUGUCCAGCACCUGUCUCAGCAGAGUUCACUUAUGUCCCCGCCGACCCAGCUCAGUUUGCCGCUCACAUGCUAGCAAGCGAAGCAGAACAACCACCACCAUAUUCUAACAACAUGUGGACUCUUUAUUGUCUAACUGAUAAGAAUCAACAAAGCCGCCCAUCACCGCCACCUGAACCUGGGCCUUUCCCCCAAGCAACCCUCUAUUUAUCUAAUUCUAAGGAUCCACAGUUUCUGCAGAAUUCACCAAAAAUUACUUCUACUUACGUGAUGAUGGAGGACAGCAAGAAGACUAGUCCCCCACCUUUUAUUUUAGUGGGCUCAAAUGUUCAGGAAACACAGGAUUUGAAACCUCUUCCUGGACAUACUGUUGUCUCACAGUCACAUGGUAUAAAGAUAGCUACCAUACAAGUACCCAUUGCUGUGGCUACAGACCAGAAACUCCAGAAAUACACCCAGAGUCCCCAGAAUGCUAGUCCUCCUACAAGUGGACACGAUGGCCCCAGGCCACAAAGCCCAGUUUUUCUUUCUGUUGCUUUCCCAGUAGAAGAUGUAGCUAAAAAAGGUUCAGGAUCUGGGGACAAACAUAUUCCUUUUGGAAGUUACGGUAUUGCUGGAGAGAUUACCGUGACCAGUGCCCAUGUUCACAGAGCAGAAACUUAA